AUGCGAGCUAUCCUAUGCUGCAAAGCUACCGAGGACGCCUCCACAUCUCGGUUGGAAGGUAGAUCUAAGGCGAAUGCUGCCUCGACGACAAAGUUGUCAAAGUCAGAGGAGACGAAAUCGAAUCAUCAGUCGAUGAAACACUGGCUGUUGGAUAAAUAUGAAGAAAUCAUUAAUGAAGAAGAGGUAGUAGACUCAAAAAUAAGGCAAUUUCCCUCUUUAAAAAAGCCUCUGAAGGCGAAGAAACAUUUGUCAAAAAACGCGGCCAUAGAAGAGAAGAAAGAAGCGGAUGUGGAAUUAAAAAAGCCUCCUAGGGUGAGAGGGAAACGACGUCCAUCAAAGGGGGCGGCAGAUAUGGGUGCGAAUGUCAGCGAAGUCGACGGGGAACAGACAGCGCACAAGAUUCUGAAAGGUCAAAAACGACGUCUGUUGGCGACAGAAGCGGAGACACAUGGAACUAGCGCCACCUAA
This is a messenger RNA of Hydatigera taeniaeformis, 468 nucleotides long. NCBI's taxonomy places the organism in Eukaryota, Metazoa, Platyhelminthes, Cestoda, Cyclophyllidea, Taeniidae. The record is from the annotation of a GenBank genome assembly.